Messenger RNA from Colletotrichum paranaense, 1752 nucleotides. RefSeq lists its product as uncharacterized. The coding region runs from base 1 to 1752 and encodes 583 amino acids. NCBI's taxonomy places the organism in Eukaryota, Fungi, Ascomycota, Sordariomycetes, Glomerellales, Glomerellaceae. The record is from RefSeq and is a predicted model, not a curated record. Gene Ontology annotation, molecular function: amino acid transmembrane transporter activity. Gene Ontology annotation, cellular component: membrane. The transcript has 5 exons. Gene Ontology annotation, biological process: amino acid transmembrane transport.
AUGCAUAACGACUCAGGGAAGGGCCAUGAUUUGAAGCGGACCGAGUCUUGUCAGGCUGGAGGAAUGCUCAGGGUCGACAACUCAGUGGCCCAAAGCACCGUUAUUCAGGCCGAGCAGCUUCAACGCCGACUAAAUAACAGACAAAUUCAACUCAUUGCGAUUGGUGGUUCCAUUGGUACGGGGCUGUUCAUCAGUAUCGGUAGUGGUCUGCACUCAGCAGGUCCCGCGGGUCUUCUCUUGGCGUUCAUCUUCUACUGCUUCUUUGUUGGUCUGGUGAACAAUGGCAUGGCCGAGAUGAUGACCCAGUAUCCCGUUGCUGGGGGUUUUAUUCGCAUCGCUGGUCACUUUGUGGACGAAGCCUUUGGCUUCGCCGCGGGAUGGAACUUCUUCAUUUACGAAGCCCUUGUCAUCCCUUUUGAGAUCAGUGCCUUGGCCGUUGUAGUGCAAUAUUGGAGCCAUGACAUUCCAAUUUGGACACUAUGCCUAGCAUGUGUCAUUCUUUACACACUCAUCAACGGCUUGGUCGUGAGCGCGUAUGGAGAAACCGAGUUCUGGCUGUCUAGUGGCAAGGUCAUCCUUGUCUUGGCUCUGUUCUUGUUCACAUUCAUCACUAUGGUCGGGGGAAACCCUCAGGGCGAUGCCUACGGUUUCCGCAAUUGGAAUCAUCCUGAAGCUUUCGCUGUAAGCUGCGGCACUUUCUUUACGAUGGAUGACUGGGUUGAAAGAGCAUUAGCUGACUAUGUCGUUCAGGAAGUACGAACUACCGGAUCUCUUGGUCGUUUUGAGGGGUUUCUCGCUGCCCUCUGGGUUGCUUCAUUUUGUAUUGUCGGCCCAGAGUAUAUCUCCCUUGUCAGCGCCGAGGCGAAGCAUCCCCGAAAGUACAUCAAAGCCGCGUACAAGACGAUCUACAUCCGAUUUUUCUUCUUAUUCUUAGGAAGCGCCAUUGCAGUCGGAAUCGUACUUCCAUCUGAUGACAAGACACUCACUGAGAUCCUGAUCGGCAGCGGAUCAGGCGGCGGUACAGCAGCAGCGUCGCCAUACGUGAUCGCUAUGCGUAACAUGGGGAUCACCGUCUUCCCACAUGUCGUCAACGCUCUGCUUGUUACAUCAAUCUUCUCCGCUGGCAACACAUACGUUUAUUGCGCCUCGCGAAGUCUGUACAGCCUGGCACUUGAAGGCCGAGCACCUGCGUUCCUUAAAAUCUGUACGAAGCAGGGUGUGCCGGUCUACGCUCUUGCCUUGACCAUGGCAUUCGCAUGCCUUUCAUUCCUUCAGCAAGGCAAGCAAGCAGCUCGAGUGCUCAGCAUUUUAGUUAAUUUGGUUACUGGUGGGGCUUUGGUUAACUAUCUGGUCAUGUCGAUUACCUAUGUGUUUUACCACCAAGCCACAAAGGUGCAAGGUAUAGACCGUAAGAAUCUGCCUUAUUAUGGAUGGGGACAACCUUACUGUGGGUACGCUGCUAGUGUGUUUUUCAGUGUUGUCAUUGGCACGUUUGGGUACACCUCGUUCAGCCCUUUUGACGUCGGGGCGUUCUUCGGUUGCUAUGCAAUGACCAUUCUUUCUAUCCUCUUCUACAUCUUCUGGAAAGUUUUCAAGAGAACCUCUAUCUAUGAUCCGAAGGCUGUCGAUUUGGUUUGGGAGACUCCGCAAGUGGAUGCUUAUGAAGCUGAAAUGAUGGAGGAAUCCCAGACUUUCUGGGGCGAGAUGGGGCGCAUGAUCUUGUUCCGGAACUUCAGAGGAAUUAAGAAGUAG